This is a messenger RNA of Coregonus clupeaformis (lake whitefish), 5048 nucleotides long. RefSeq names its product cAMP-specific 3',5'-cyclic phosphodiesterase 4D. Gene Ontology annotation, cellular component: perinuclear region of cytoplasm; nucleus; cytosol. The transcript has 14 exons. Gene Ontology annotation, molecular function: 3',5'-cyclic-AMP phosphodiesterase activity. NCBI's taxonomy places the organism in Eukaryota, Metazoa, Chordata, Actinopteri, Salmoniformes, Salmonidae. Bases 384 to 2744 code for a protein of 786 amino acids. Gene Ontology annotation, biological process: signal transduction. The record is from RefSeq and is a predicted model, not a curated record.
UUGGAUAGAUACUCAAUCCCAAAAGGAAAAAAUAACAUUUUGUGAAGGUACAUUGGUACAGUCUCUGAAGAUGAACAUUUUUCAAGUUUAUUUCAAACCUUUGACAACUCUUUGAGAUUUACAUUUACAUUUGAGUCAUUUAGCAGACGCUCUUAUCCAGAGCGACUUACAGUUAGUGAGUGCAUACAUUUUCAUACUGUGGAUGCCUGUGGAUUCAUUAUGUGCCAGCCCCAAGGCACAGAGAGCAUUAAGUUAAGUAAUUAUUUGAGAGAGCAUCCUGGUGGACUUUCCUCGGUGGAGAGAGGCAGCUAUAAGGUCAGAACAUCGGAGCAUCCCCAGUCGCAGUUGAGUGGAGAGGACGGGGCGUGUACCCCCCCGGCAGCAUGAGUGAGGCACGCUGGGAUAGCGCGUCGCUGUUGGAGGUGCCCUCCUCCCCCAGCGGUGUCGGCGCCGCCGCCCGAACCCAGCCCAUCAAACUGAAUCCACGCUCCGCUGGGGGUUCGCCCUGCGGCUCCCCCAGGAUGUCCCCCCGGGACUCGCCCCGCAACUCUCCGCUCCUCUUCCGCAAGCUCCUCAUGAACCGCAGCAUCACCCUGCAGAGACGCUUCACCCUGUCUCACACACCCAGCUUUGAUGUGGAGAAUGGGCUGUCGGUGGGGCGCAGUUCCCUGGACCCCCAGGUCAGCCCCAGCUCUGGCCUGGUCCUGCAGGCCAACUACCCCCACAGCCAGCGCCGCGAGUCCUUCCUCUAUCGCUCUGACUCAGACUUCGACCUCUCGCCCAAAGCCAUGUCCCGCAACUCCUCCAUGGCCAGUGAGCUACAUGGAGAAGACAUGAUUGUAACACCAUUUGCACAGGUGCUCGCCAGUCUCCGAACAGUCAGAAGCAAUUUUGCCUACAUAACUCAUCUGCAGGAUCGGCCCAACAGGCGACCAUCAGGCAGCAAACCUCCCUCCAUACCUACCCAUACCAAGUCAAGCAUAACAGAGGAGCCCUACCAGAAGCUGGCCAUGGAGACGCUGGAGGAGCUGGACUGGUGUCUGGACCAGCUGGAGACCCUGCAGACCCGUCACUCAGUCAGCGAAAUGGCUUCCAACAAGUUCAAAAGGAUGCUGAACAGAGAGCUCACCCAGUUGUCAGAAACCAGUCGGUCAGGAAACCAAGUCUCAGAGUUCAUCGCCAACACUUUCCUAGAAAAGCAGCAUGAUGUGGAGAUUAUGUCUGGGCCUCCUAAGGAGAAGGACAAGAAGAAGAAGAAGAGGCCCAUGUCCCAGAUCGUUGCGGUGAAGAAGCCUGCCCUCAGCCCCAGCCUUGCCCCCACCCAGAUACCCCGCUUCGGGGUCACCACACUCCAGGAGGACCUACUGGCCACGGAAUUUGAGGAGAUCAACAGAUGGGGUCUAGAUAUUUUCAAGAUAGCUGAAUACUCUGGGAAUCGGCCUUUGACGGUGGUCAUGUACUCCAUUUUCCAGGAGCGAGAGCUGCUGAAAAACUUUAAGAUCCCAGCCGACACCUUUAUCACCUUCAUGAUGACCCUGGAGGACCACUACCAUGCCGACGUGGCCUACCACAACAACAUCCACGCUGCCGACGUGGUACAGUCCACCCACGUUCUCCUCUCCACCCCUGCCCUGGAGGCUGUCUUCACUGACCUAGAGAUCAUGGCUGCUCUGUUUGCCAGUGCCAUACAUGACGUGGAUCACCCCGGAGUGUCCAACCAGUUCCUCAUCAACACAAACUCUGAGCUGGCUCUAAUGUACAACGACGCCUCGGUCCUGGAGAACCACCACCUGGCUGUGGGCUUCAAGCUGCUGCAGGAGGACAACUGUGACAUCUUCCAGAGCCUCAGCAAGAAACAGGGACAGUCCCUCAGGAAGAUGGUCAUCGACAUGGUGUUGGCCACUGACAUGUCCAAGCACAUGAACUUCCUGGCUGACCUGAAGACCAUGGUGGAGACCAAGAAGGUGACCAGUCUGGGAGUGCUGCUGCUGGACAACUACUCAGACCGCAUCCAGGUCCUUCAGAACAUGGUUCACUGUGCUGACCUCAGUAACCCCACCAAGCCCCUGGAGGUCUACCGUCAGUGGACCGAUCGCAUCAUGGUGGAGUUCUUCACCCAGGGGGACAGGGAGAGGGACAAGGGAAUUGAGAUCAGCCCUAUGUGUGACAAACACAACGCCUCCGUUGAGAAGACCCAGGUGGGAUUCAUAGACUACAUCGUCCACCCUCUGUGGGAGACGUGGGCUGACCUGGUCCACCCUGACGCCCAGGACAUCCUGGAUAACCUGGAGGACAACCGGGAGUGGUACCAGAGUAUGAUCCAGCGCAGCCCCUCAUCCACCCUUGAGGACAGGGACCUUGACGAGGAGCCAGGUGCCCUGGAAGCCACGCCGGGGGGAUGCUGCGCCUCCGCAGGGGACAAGUUCCAGUUUGAACUCACCCUGGAGGAGGAGGAGGAGGAGGAGGAGGGUGACUCAGACCUGGAGAGCCCCCCUGAGGAGGAGACGUCACAGGGGGGAGAGACCUCUAGGAAGACCCCGUCCCCAUCCCCGGAGCCCAGCAGCAGAUACCGGCCCCCCUCCCCCCACCCCGGCCGGGCCCUCAGUCUGGCCACCAUGUCGGUUAGGAGCCCCGGCCAUCUCAGAACGUUGAGCCCCGGGCUGGGCGCGGACGACAUAGGCGAUAGGGACAGAGAACUGGUCCAGGAAGGCAGUAGUGUAGCUUACCUACGGCUUGGCACGUAACACCAACCUUGGCCCUCCCUUCAACUCAUUCUGUCCCUGCCUUGGUUCGUGGGUCCCAGCAGCAAUUGGACGUGCAGGGUGGGCUUUUUAUCAAGUCUGUAUUGACAACAGUUCCUUUACACUGGAGACACCUUUACACUUUUUAAUCUUGUAGAACAAGAAGUGUCGUUUUAUCCUCUAUUUCUUCUGUGUGCCAUAUAGGACUUUUUUGUCCUGCAUUCUGUAGUUGAUUCUGGGGGAAAGUGUCUUAGACUCAAAGGUAGUGAACUAACCACAAGCUAACCAGCCUCCCGACGAAGCAAGGAAUUGUACUGAGAAAACAAUGUCUUCCUCAAAAUGAUGGAAUAUAGAUAUAUUCAAUGGAAUAUUGUAAGAAUUGUAAUCAUUUUACAGGGUCUUGGAACUUUUGCAGCACACAUUUAGGGGAUGAUAUUCAUUUGAAUUCAGUCAGCAUAAACGAGUAUAUUUUAUUUUGUUUAGUCUGAGAAUUCUGUGAAUGUUUGACCUAAUCCAGUAUGUACCUGAAUAGUGAGAGAAUUGUAACUUAAACCUCAGGGUAUGACGAGAUAAAUUAUUUUAAUGUAGCACGGACUUCUUGGGUACCCCUUAACCUAGACUGCCUGUUCGAGUUUUGUUACUGAUAACAAACAGCUCUUAGAACCUUACUGCUUCAAGAGGUUCAAGUUAUGCAAAAAUACAUAUUUAUUUGUGUCUGGCGCCCUCUAUUGAUCUCAAUUGAAAAGUUAAUGAGUUUGAGAACUUAAGCAAUUUAAAUAUAAAAUAUGAAACCAACAGAACCAGUAAAUUGUAUUUCAAAAAAAUCCCGAAGUACUGUGGUUGAUUGGGGUACACAAUAGAAGUUGUUUUAAAUCUAGACUAACACCACUUACACUCAUGUUUGUAAAAUUGUAUUUGUUUCUAUGUGAUCAUGUUUUACGUUGUCACGUUUUUAAUUUGAUUUGAAAUAGUUCAGUUUUGUUUUAUAUAACAAAACUGAUCUAUUUCAAAUCAAAUUAAAAAACAUAGUGAAUACACCAUGGGUGUAUUCAUUAUGCCGAUUCUGUUGCAAAAUGUUUAGUCUGUUGCAAAACGUUUUGCAACAAACCGUUUACUACAAAUUGAAAAUGAGUUUCUAUUGGACAAAUUCAGGUAGGUCUCUCCCCGUUUUGUUCCAUUUGCUCUGUUUGCUUCCGGUAAAUGGUUUCCGUUGCAAGAAGUAAGAAUACACCCUAGGUCUGUUUGUCUCUGUGCUUUGUAAGCAUCAUUAUCAGGGUGUCUCCACCAUACAGUAGCACUUUACAAUUUUUGUUGUAGAGGAAGCCCAUUCAGUUCUAAAGAGCUUGAGCCAAACCAUGAUUCUAGUGGACAGCUACGGAAGGCUGUAGUUCCUGUCCAGAAACAACCCCUAGGCCUAACACCUAGACACAUCUAGAGCUGAGAGGAAUGGAUAGGUGUAAGCAGUAGGGAGAAAAUCCACCUAGCAGAGGGUGAGAUUUAUGUAGCUUAAAGGGCCACACAGUCAAAAACAUGAUUUCCUGUGUUUUAUAUAUACAUUUCAACACUGAGGUUGGAAUAAUACUGUGAAAUUAUGAUAAUGCACUUUGUGUUAGUUCAUAGACCAAUAACAGGAGAGUUUGCCCUCCUCUCUGCCAAUAACAGCUAGCUCAGUUUACACAUCCCUCCCAUUAGGCUCCUCCAAUUAGGCCCCUCAGACCACUCUGACAGUCCUAGCUAAAUUCUUGCUUGAGAAAUUGUAUUUUGCUAAGAAGCCAUUUGGUUAUUUUUUACAAUUUUUAUUGAAAAUGAUCACAGUAAGGUUCUUAAUUGUUACCCAGAAAUUAUUUGAUAGAGAGUCAAAAACGGCUGCAUUUUAAACCUAUAAAAUCCUGUCAGAUCUCCACAAGUGUCGAGGUUUUAGGGGUUGUUUCUGAACAGGGCCGCAGAGUAACUAAUUAGGGCUUAUUCAGUAGGGUGUGAUGCUUUGAAAGUUGCAGAUAGAAAUGUAAUGAACAGCGUUGAUACGAUUCCCUGUAGUAUGCAACAGAAAAUCAUGUCUGGUUUACACAAUACUGUACAUUCUGUAUUGACAUUGGAUAAUUUUCCAUUCACCUGAAUAAGCCCCUAAUGUCUUGUUUGAUUUGUUCUCGAGGGAAACCAGUUGACAGGGAAAAUUGUGACAGUCUUUGGAAUUUGAACAAAAGCAUCUGCCAACCUAAGUCGUAAUGAAAUGUUGAACAAAGUUCUCUCUGAACUGUUGAUUGUAAUCAUGUCAUACUUUGACUUUAAAAAGUGUUGUUUCAUCAA